AUGACAGUCCAGACCAAGGAUAAAGUGAGCUAUGUCCAUUUUGGACGCGGCGGUGCAGGAAACUGCACCGACGCACCAGCGAGGGACGCACGUCGCCCGCUCUGGGCAUCUGACUCGAAAUCUGCAUCCACACCCGCUCAGUUCAACAUAGGUCGACGCUAUUCGACAGGCAUAGGCGGCACGGGAAACUUCUCAUUCCCAAGGAAAGUCGACGACGCCAAGGACGCAGAGGGCAAAAAUGAGGACAUGGCGCGGUUGCUAUAUGACCGUUCGGCGCCCGGGAUCGUCCUUGUCGAGGGUGGUCAUCAUACGGGAAUAGGCGGCUUCGCAAACAGGUAUCAGCCCACCGACCUUGAGGACCAGGAAGCACGGCUGAACAACGAGAAUAUGCGGCGACAAAGUCUCGCGGGUGUGGCACGGCGGAGGGCAAGUAUGGCUAUGUCGACUUGUUUGCCUUUGAAAGAACCGUGUAGUCGCACGGGUAGUCUAGCAUCAAUGCGUUAUUUCGUCAUGGGCAUGGGACGAACACCGAGCAAGGUCUGA
This is a messenger RNA of Cladophialophora yegresii CBS 114405, 543 nucleotides long. RefSeq lists its product as uncharacterized. The record is from RefSeq and is a predicted model, not a curated record. Bases 1 to 543 code for a protein of 180 amino acids. The transcript is spliced from 3 exons. NCBI's taxonomy places the organism in Eukaryota, Fungi, Ascomycota, Eurotiomycetes, Chaetothyriales, Herpotrichiellaceae.